CUCCUUUAACAAACAAUCUAGAAAAAAGAACACGGAGAGGAAAAAAGGAGAGAAACAAAAAAAGGAAAUCUCUUGAGUUUUAUCUCGCAUUGUUUUCAUUUUUCCCUUUGCCAGAAUGGAUCAUCCAUAGUGGCUGCGUGUGUUGUCAUGGAGGUUUCUAGGGUUUGGAGGCGUAGGCGACGAUGAGGCGGCGAUCCAGGCGGCGUUGGGGCCAGUGAUCCUCUCGAUCCGAGCGAAGGCGCCAGAGAUUUAUCGUGAUUCAGAGAUUUCUCGCUUGGAGAGCUCUCUUCUUUCAGUGUUUCGAGGAUUUGCCACAUGGUCGAGAGGCCGGAAUCGUGAUGACUGAUUUACCUGCGAGGAAGUACAGCCAGGAUGGGCGAGAUGAAACCAAUUUUCUACCGGGAGAUCCGGCAGUGAAGCACCAGCUCGGUGAGGUUGGAGACGAUUCACUUUUUAAGGUAAGGAAGCCAUACACGAUCACCAAGCAGCGAGAGAGGUGGACGGAAGAAGAACAUCAAAAGUUUCUAGAGGCUUUGAAACUCUAUGGUCGGGCAUGGCGUCGGAUUGAAGAACAUAUUGGCACCAAAACUGCAGUCCAGAUAAGGAGCCAUGCUCAAAAAUUCUUCUCGAAGUUGGAAAAAGAACAGGCAACUGGAAGCAUCGUUCCAGGUACGGCUCAAGAUAUUGAUAUUCCUCCACCUAGGCCGAAGCGAAAGCCAAGCCAUCCGUACCCGCGUAAGGCAAGCAUGGAAGUUUCUCCAGGAGCUCUUCCUAUAACAGAUUGUGACGGAAAACAGUGCCUUACCACUAUGGCAAUGGAAAAAGUACUGGAAAAAUGUCAGGAAGAGCUUAAGUUAUUCGGUCAUACAGUUGUAGUCCCUACGGUUACUCGAGCAGUGGUGGUGAACGGGCAAGUGCCGGAAGAUGCUAAAGGCGCUGAAUCUGAAGAAGUACGGGAAAAGAAUGCCUCAGACAUUAGCAUGCUGGUUUCCGAGAAUGACAGCUCGAACGGCCAAAGUGACAACCGAUUAAACAAGGAUGGAAGCUCGACGGUAGCUGAUCAACAACAGGAGCUGGCGGCGCUGUACUACUCAAAGUUUUGGGAGAGCUUGCAAGGUUCGGACAGAGUCUCGCCGCCUUAUAGCUUCUGCAACCUGGGGAUGGACCGAGGAGGUAACCCGAUGUUUCCUCUGUGGCAACCUUCAGUUUAUACUGCGGCAGCGGCAGGGACACCACACUGGCCAACCCUGCCCAAUGUCAACGACUUAACUUCGUCCGUCAUAAGAACUGUAUUGACGGGCACACCAUCUGACGUCUACAACACAGACAACUCCCCUGCUGCUUUUGCUGCUGCAACGAUCGCUGCAGCUUCAGCGUGGUGGGCAUUGCAAGGUUCUGUACAGCCGACUUUCCUUCCUCAGUGCAUGGUUCCUCAUCCAGAAGUUCACAUGACGGACAGGCAUGACCAGUGUCACGGAGGAGCGAAAAACAGGAAGCCGGACGGCAUUGAUGAAAUGCCACAAGAUGAUGACGACAACUCGAACAUUUCACCGAGUUCUAAGAGGCUGAGCAGCAGCUUCGAAAACAAGGACGCUGGAAAGAGGCGAGUGAAGUCGCGAUCUCUCAAAGAGGAUCAACCUCCUUCCUCGUCUGGAAGCGACGAUGGCAACGGGCACUGCGACGCUGGUGGACAAGGGAAUGGUGACGGAGACGCAUCUGGAAACAGCGGCCCGAGCUCCAACUCGUCCCACUGCGGCACCGCUCAAGCCACGGUCAAGAGUGAGGAGUCCUCGUCCGACAAGAAUAAGAGUGAGGGAGAAGAGGCUUUAACCGAGGAAGCUGCUUCAUUCAAAGCUCCAAGCUUCCAGCAUGCCAGCAGUCAUCACUGCUCUCGGUUCCGGAGGUUCCAGAGAAAUCCAAGGCCGGCUCGUAGCAGCGGCUCGGACGGGGAGCAACGCAAAGAAGUGUCUCAAGGGGGCCGAAUGGCGUUCCAAGCUCUCUUUUCACACCAGAAGCUACCUCAGACGUUUUCUCAGAGGAACAGUUUCCAACAGGACCAGCAGCAGCAGCAGCAUGAGAGGAAAUCUUUACCAGAGAGUGAGACGAGCGAUCUGGAGACUGUCAGCGAGUGGAGCAAACAAAACAGCAGCCUUGACAUAGACAAGAUCACGAACAACAGGACCGGCAGCAGCUUUGGAAUCUCCAGCAUGGCCUCGGAGACCAGUUUGCUCUCGUCUAUCCUCUCCAGCUCUGCGAGCAAGGGCAGAAGAAGGUCCGGGUUCGUGCCAUACUGCCGGACAACGACGAGCAACAAUGCUAGUGGUGGUGAUACCAGUGGUGGUGACUGCAAUGGUGAUGGUAAAGGCAGUGGUAGCAGUGGUGGAGGAGCAAAUCCAAAGAGAAGCAGCGCCAAUGCUCCAAGUGAUAGUACCGCUGUGAAUAACAGAUUGAACGUCGAGGAGCGAGGAUCAUCGACCUGUGCUCUUCAGGACCAUCUAGUAUCAGCUUCGUCGAGAAAUAUUGUGAGGCAUUUGAUGGAAGAGGAAGUGAAGCAAAGCUAGUGUGUGUUUGCGUAGCUUCUCUCGUUGUAUAUUAUUAUGUCCAGACCGAUCCUUGGUUCGAAUCUUC
Molecule: messenger RNA, 2628 nt
Organism: Selaginella moellendorffii
Lineage: Eukaryota; Viridiplantae; Streptophyta; Lycopodiopsida; Selaginellales; Selaginellaceae
Product: protein CCA1
Exons: 8
Coding region: 339-2561 (740 amino acids)
Molecular function (GO): DNA binding
Source: RefSeq, a predicted model, not a curated record